AAUGCAAUGAAAUAAUGCUUUGUUAAUUAAAAUGUUGAUUCAUUGAUUCAUACAGCUUUAUUAAGUAACACAAGUAUUAUCAUCUGGACAGUGAAUAUGCCAAGGAAUGAGAAGAGCAGGUGAAUACCUAAUCACAAUCAUUCUAAUUUAUUGAGCAUUGAAGGUUUAUUCUCAGCAAUAACUGUGUUAUGUGGUAGAUGUGUGGAAUGUUGGUCAACAUAUUUAUUUACUUAUCAGCAGUAAUUGCUCUCCUAGAUCCUAGAUUUGAGCAACGGGGCAAUUCAAAGUGCUUUUACCCAAAAUAUCAAACGCACGUUUAGAAGGUUUAACUUAGGGUUGGUACACAGGUAUGUUCUAAUGCUAUCCAUAUAAAAACACAACCAGCAUUAAGUUGAUAUGUGUUUCUGCAUCCUUAGAAUGAAUAUGAAUGGCUUGAAUUUCUGCGGGACGUCCAGCGGCGGUGGUGUGUACCCCCUGCACGGCGUUCCCUCCAUGCUGUUUGACCUCCACCACCAGAUGGCGGAGCAGUACCACGUCUACUCUGCAGCCUGCCCCACAGCACACACCCUGUCUGUGGCCGAGAGGCUGGCAGAGCUCAUUCUUGAGGCUCGAUAUGGCGACCAGCAGAAGCAGCGCCGCAGCCGAACAGCGUUCACCGUGUCGCAGCUGCAGGCUCUUGAGAAAGCCUUCCAGCAGACCCAGUACCCAGAUGUCGGCAUGAGAGAGAGGCUGGCUGUCUGCAUCAACCUGCCUGAAGCUCGCAUUCAGGUGUGGUUCAAGAACCGGAGGGCCAAGUUCCGUAAAGGACAGAGGUGCUCCCCGCUCCCCAGAGACCAAAGUUUGGAGGAAGCCACACAUUGCACCAUGUUGGGACGGGACGAGGUCAGGGCCGAAGAGCAAAGGGACAUCAGCACAUCACACACCGGCGGGAACAUCCGUCCUCGUCUCUUCCCUCCACCUCGUGUGGAUAAAACGAGGGACGUUUCACGGUGCCCCCUCAGACUACGCUCCCCUCCGCUUUUCCCCUUCAUGACGGGGGAGCGCUACAGCCACCCUCAUCACCAGCCCGGUGUUGGAGUGCUGUCCAACGAGCUCGCCCUCCCGGUGUUUUGGCCCAUUGCACGGCAGCACAGUUCCACACUGGACGUUCAUCCACCGCCAGUUACCAAAAACGGUAGCCUCUCCCCCCAGACUGCUUGUUCCAGUAGGGCUGUGCCACACCCUCACCUGGGGCUGCAGCUGUAGUCUCCAGCAGUCAGAGACCUCGUUGUGGACUCAGGUACACCGGAAGCAACCCCGUGUGGGGAAAUACAAGAGGGAGAAGCACUUACUGCCUUGUUACCGCAGACCUGACUACAAACAGAAUGUGGAUCUAUUUAGAAAGCUUUAUUGAAUGUCCGCCUGUCUGUCUGAAGGGACGAACAGCUCAUUUGGGUCUGCUUAAUUUACUAACAUAUACAGGUCGCUUUAAGGUAGCUAGUGAGCUUGUAUGAAAGAGGUUGUGAUGUAGUCCUUCACAAGCACCAUUUAAAGAUAUCCUUGUCUCAGCAUUAUUUCCAGUUAGGCUGUCUAGUAGAUACAGAGUUAUAAUGAUGGUAAAACUAUUUGAGAGUUUCUAAUUGUAACCCGGGGAUUGCAACAUGGAAACCUAAAAUAAAAUAAGCUGUACCUGAUUUUUCGUUUUUUGUGUUGUGGUAAAUUACUUGAUGAUUCAGUUUUAUCAACAGCAUAAUUAAGAUGACUUAAUAAUGUAACAUUAUUUUAUUUGUUCAGUAUACACAGUGUCAGAAAACAGUAAAACAAUGACCAUUACAAUUCCCC
This is a messenger RNA of Pungitius pungitius (ninespine stickleback), 1821 nucleotides long. RefSeq lists its product as uncharacterized. The record is from RefSeq and is a predicted model, not a curated record. The transcript has 3 exons. Gene Ontology annotation, biological process: regulation of transcription by RNA polymerase II. Gene Ontology annotation, molecular function: RNA polymerase II transcription regulatory region sequence-specific DNA binding; DNA-binding transcription factor activity, RNA polymerase II-specific. NCBI's taxonomy places the organism in Eukaryota, Metazoa, Chordata, Actinopteri, Perciformes, Gasterosteidae. The coding region runs from base 397 to 1245 and encodes 282 amino acids.